Molecule: messenger RNA, 3578 nt
Organism: Cuscuta europaea
Lineage: Eukaryota; Viridiplantae; Streptophyta; Magnoliopsida; Solanales; Convolvulaceae
Source: the annotation of a GenBank genome assembly
UUUGUGUUCAUUCUUGUUGGUGGGGUCCCCUGAAAUUCUUUUUUUGAUGCUCCUAUGUCAAAAGUUCUUGAAGCUGAUGACCCUUGCGAACGGUGUGGAACCACAAGCGAUGAUGAUUUGUGUGCUGACGAGCGGUGAGAGUCCGCAAGUGAAGAAGCAUGUGAACUGAUAGAAUAACUCAGCGACGAAGAUGAAGAUUCUUCUCUCACCCACGUUUUUCUUGGACACGAACAAUAAGCCGUCGAAGAAAUCUUUCUCGAUCGGAAAUUAGAAGAAACACUUCGCGACUGAGAACCAGGAAUUUCUACUCGAGUCGAAGCCAAAGGUCCGGAAUGAGUAUCGUGCGACUGAGACGGGCCUUUGCUUUUCGAAUUUACGCAGCGACGUACCUUCCUCGAUCGUCCUCGCCGGUGAUGUUGUUUGCUCUUCGCACGUUUCUCCUUCUCCAGGCUUGAGUGUUUCUCUUUCUCCAGGUUUGAGCGAUUUUCUUUCUCCUGUUUUAAGCUCUUCUCCUUCUCCACUUUUCCGCUCUCAACCUUUUCUGCGAGCUUCACCAUUUUUUCGCGCGAAAUCUUUCGGGACUGCGAACUAAGAGAAACAGUUCUCGUGACUCCGAUUGCGGACUAGCGAGCGACUGCGACGAACCAUGUUUGUCAGAUCGCUGAAGAUGCCUGGUAUUCUUCGAACGAUGUUGAUCUCUCGCAUCCAAUCUGGCAAGAAUCGUUGCUAACAUCUCCAUAUUUUGUUGAUGAAUCUUCUCCAAGCUAUCCAUCCUUGCGCGCGUCGGUACCAUCCACAGUGAUCAAAGUCUCUGAUACCAAUGUUAGAGAUCUCCAGCAAUCCAAACGAUUAACAGAAAUUUAACAAGAAACAAAGGAAUUUUAUUGAUGAAGAAGAACAAGAACAGUAAUCGUAACAAGAAGCUGGCCGAAGCCCCCCAAAAGAAAGAGAAUAGCUCUCGAUCUUCCCAAGUCCCAGAUUAUACGUCCCAAAAGCCUCCUUACUACCUUCCCUCUACAUCUAUCUAUACUAUAAUACUGCCUAAGCCUCUAUUACAACUAUUAUUAUUAUUAUUCUUUCUAUUAUUAAUCUAAUAGGUAGGUCUCUAUCAGGUGGACCGGUUCCGGUUCGGACCUGGGCGCGGCCGGGCCUCGAUUCAUGAACGGGGAGGCCCGGAACCGGCCCGGGUAACCCCCGGGUCUGGGCCGGGUCGGGCCUCGGUUCUUAUAUUUUUUUUUUGGCUUUUCCUAAUUAACCUCCAACCCUCCCCCCUCACCCCCAAACCACCCCAAACCACCUCAAAUGGCCCAUCAUACCCAGCCCAACCCAAAAACUAAAAAAAAUCAAAAAUAAUAAUAAUAAUAAUAAUCUGGCCCGGACCGGGCCCGAACCGGCCGGGCCGGUUCACGAUUUAGGAGGCCCGGGCCCGGCCCGCCUACCUCACCAGGCCGGGUGGCCCGAACCGGGCACCAACCGGUUCACCGGGCCGGACCGGGCCCGCACAGUAGCGGGUCGGUCUGGUUCCGGGCCGGUUGGCCCGGCCCGAGUCCACUCCUAUUUGACAAUAAUGGGUGGCUCAUAUCAAUUCACCUUUUUCUACUCAAAUCUCAAUCACAAUUUUUACCUUUUCAACCACUUUCUUGAAACUUGUGGAAAAGCAAACAAGACAAUUAAUUCGGGACAGAGGGAGUAUAAUUUAAAAUUUUCAGAUACGUACAUUCCAAACGGUAUUAUAGGUGCUAUAGUUCAAUUAAAUUAAUAAAAACAAAGUUAAUUAAAAUAAAUUAACAUGGUCCGUACAACAAAGAGCCUGGUCCACUACUACUUACAUACUAACCAUGACCAGUUUACUGGAGAUAAAAGUUAGAGACAAUUUGAGUUUGCACCCCAUUUUAUUGUAUAAAUUGGAUAUUGCACCCUAUUUUUAAAAAUCUUUGUUUUUGCACCCCAACUCUAUUUGAAAAGACAAAAAUGUCCUUCCAUUAAAAAUUUUGUUGACCAUCAACAUAUUCCUGAUCAAGGGCAUUUUUAUCUUUUCAUAUGGGGUUAGAGUGUAAAAACAAAUAUUUUAAAAAACGGGGUGCAAAGUCCAAUUUGAACAAAAAAGUGGGGUGCAAACUUAAAUUAUCCCUAAAAGUUAAUGGGGCCAUUUAUAUUUGGGAAAACUGUCAAAUAGGUCCUUGAACUUUCAUUAAAAAGUCAAUUAAGUCCUUCUAUAGGAGACUCUGUCCGGUCGUCGCGAUUUGGGGCGGUUCCCGGUGGAAUUUUUUGAUGAAUUUUUUUGAACAUCUUAUUCAUCAAGUCUAGUUUACUCAUACCAAAUUUCAGCUAAAAAUUUAAUCGGGAGCGCAUUCAAAUUAAUUCGAGAACGCAAAAAUGCGCAGUUAUCUUAAAGAAUUAAUUUGAAUGUGUUCCCGAAUGAAUUUUUAGGUGAAAUUUGGUAUGAGUAAACUAGACUUGGUGAAUAAGAUGCUCAAAAAAUUUCAUCAAAAAAAUCCACCGAGAACUGCCCCAAAUCGCGACGACCAUACAGAAUCUACUAUAGAAGGACUUAAUUGACAUUUUUAUGAAAGUUCAAUGAGAGAUAGUUUUCCUUUAUAUUUUUCAUUGGGGGCACUUAACUUUUUUAUCUUUAUUGGCCCCCGUUGUUUUACACGUACCUCCGCCCCUGGACUCAACCAACCACCUCUCUCACAUUUUUCCCUUUUUUUUUUUGAGAAAACGAAGGAAUAAAAUCAAAGUCGGUUGAGCGCCGAUUAAACGGAUAACAAUGAUGGAUGAAAGCAGAAAGUAGAAUCGUCGAGAGGAGAAGCUGAGAAGAAUAAAUACUCCGUCGAAAAACACGGCCGAUAAAAUGGUGAUCUCAGAGAAGCAAGAGGCUCUUGUGAAGGAUUCGUGGGAAGUGAUGAAGCAAAACACAUCUCAACUCAGCCUUCGUUUCUUUACCCUAAUCCUAGAGAUAGCUCCAGCAGCAAAAGAAAUGUUCUCGUUCCUCAAGGACAGUGAUGAUGCUCUUCAUCGCAGCAAUCCCAAGCUCAAGUCUCAUGCCGUCAUAGUCUUCAAGUUGACUUGUGAAUCUGCGGUUCAGUUACGGGAGAAAGGUGUAGUUGUGGUUGGGGGCACCACCCUCAAGCAUUUGGGAGCUGUUCAUCUUGAAAAGGGACUCACUGCCCCUCACUUUGAGGUAGUAAAGGAAGCUCUACUACGAACAGUGGAAGAGGCAAUGGGGGAGAAGUGGAGUGAGGAGAUGAAAGAAGCUUGGGGUGAAUCCUAUCAUCACUUGGCUGCUGCUAUCAAGCAUGAGAUGCAGGCCCAAGCGGCGGAUGCCUUUUCUUCUCCUAGUAGUUAAAGUUCCAAUUAUUGUUCACGUAUCAACCAUUCCACUCUAGUUUUUCUACUUUCCCUUGGUUAUCUUUGAUAAUUUGCUUUAGCAAUAUUCUACAUAUACUAAUUACCCCAUAAACCAAUAAUUAAUGGUUCAUUAUAUUGCCUUUUUCAAUAAAACAUGGUCUUUACAUGAUAAAUGUAACAGCUGUAUCAUUUCCCCCUCCCCCUAAAAUAUGACUACGUGAUCUUAA